UGACCCUGUUCAAGAGUGAAUAUCACAGCCUAAGACAUAGGACCAUGACUGGGGAACUGAGGACAAGCCGACCAAAGGCAGGAACCAAGAGACCCAGCAGUGAGGCCUACAGAUCUGACUAUGACUUGGAGUAUGACAGCUACCCAGAUGACCUCUACGGCAGGGUGAUUGACUACCAGCGUGUCUCAGCCUCCGUAAUGCCAGUCCCAGUGGAGCACAGCCCUAUGAAACACUCCCGUGAUCUCUCUUUCUCCUCCGGCCUGCACCGCUCCAGAGACAGACCACAGGACAAGAGGAGCGCACAGCGCACCGGCUCUUCCAGGGCCAAGUUGAAGAUGGCAGAGCUGCUGGCCAUAAAGCGGGAGUUGACUCAGAUCAAGGUGCAGAUUGACGGACUGCUCGACAGCGUGGACAAGAUGGACAGACAGAGGAAGGACCACUCAGAUUCCCCUCCUACCCAAGAGGGCAGUGUGUCGGACUCAGUGAGCAGUCUGGAAGAUUCCCCCGUCAGCCUCCUACACAGACAGAGGGAGAGCCCAGAGCCUGGGGAGGCCAGCGAUGAUGACCAACACCUCCAACACUAYCAGCGCCACUGCAGGAUAAAUAACCAUCAAUCUGAUCUGGAGGAUGACAUGUGAGAUCAGACUCAAGGACCUCAGUGACAGCAGCACAGAGAUAGAGGGGGUUUGAAGUGAAAGGAGGCGCGAUCAUCUCUAAUCACAGUCAACAUGGACACAACCCUCAAAUUAAUAUACUGUUCAUUACAAAGUAGAGCUUGGGCGAUAUACCGGAAAUUAUCGACAACAACCAUACCGAUCACUUAUCGCUGGCAUUUUGCUGAUAUCGUUCAUUAUGAUAAGUAGCCUAUACUAGAGAAAUGUGUAGUUUGAAAUGAAAUAAGUUUGC
Salvelinus sp. IW2-2015 is the source of this 906-nucleotide messenger RNA. The record is from RefSeq and is a predicted model, not a curated record. Lineage: Eukaryota; Metazoa; Chordata; Actinopteri; Salmoniformes; Salmonidae.